This is a messenger RNA of Alligator mississippiensis (American alligator), 966 nucleotides long. Its product is annotated as zinc finger protein 436-like. Gene Ontology annotation, biological process: negative regulation of transcription by RNA polymerase II. The coding region runs from base 1 to 966 and encodes 321 amino acids. The transcript has a single exon. The record is from RefSeq and is a predicted model, not a curated record. NCBI's taxonomy places the organism in Eukaryota, Metazoa, Chordata, Crocodylia, Alligatoridae. Gene Ontology annotation, molecular function: DNA-binding transcription repressor activity, RNA polymerase II-specific.
AUGAGGACAAGCCCUCGCAUGGAGCCUGACAGGAGAGCGUCUCAGAUAACUGUGCCAGAUAGACCCGAAGGUGAGCUGGGAGUAGACCGAGAGACUCAUUGUGGAUCAGAAAGACACCAGAGACACCACCCUGAGAAGACACCAGGAGAAUCCCCCCAGCAAGGAGGGAGGGAGCGAGACAGCACUGCUGGGCCUCCCACCCACCCAGAGGGGAGACCCAAUACAUGUGCCGCCUGCGGGAAGAGCUUCCCCAAGAGCUCGUCCCUAGCCAUACACCAGCGCACGCACACUGGAGAGCGCCCCUAUGCAUGCCCGGACUGUGGCAAGCGCUUCUCACAGAGCUCAACCUUCCUCCGGCACCAGCUCAUCCACACAGGCGAGAAGCCCUACGCCUGCCUGGACUGCGGGAAGAGCUUCCGAGUCAGCUCCCACCUGGUGCGGCACCGGCGCGUGCACACGGGCGAGAGGCCCUACGUCUGCGCGGAGUGUGGGCGGAGCUUCAGUGUCAGCUCCCACCUGGUGCAGCACCGGCGUGUGCACACGGGCGAGAGGCCCUAUGCGUGCCAGUGUGGGCAGAGCUUCAGCCUCAGCUCCCACCUCCUCCAGCACUGGACCAUCCACACAGGCGAGAGGCCCUACCAGUGCAUUCAGUGUGGGCGGAGCUUCACCAUGAGCUCCGCCCUCAUCCGGCACCAGAGACUGCACGUGGGGGACAGCCCCUGCCAGUGCGCCCAGUGCGGGAAGUGCUUUGGCCGUGGCACAGAGCUCAGCGAACAUCAGCAAGUCCAUGCAGGACAACGGCCACACACAUGCGCCCAGUGUGGGCGGAGCUUUGGCGCAAGGUCCAAUCUCCUUCAGCACCAGCGCACUCAUGCUGGCGUGCGGCCAUACCAGUGUGCAGAGUGCGGACGGAGCUUCAGCCGCAGCUCCAACCUCCUCACGCACCAGAGGGUGCACACAAGCUAG